AUGAAACUACCGUGGAUAUCCAUUCCGUGUAGUUGCUCCCAACAUGACGGUAUACAUGGCGUGUGUUCUCGUGACGUUGCUUCUAGCUUUAACGCUAGUAGAGGCACGGCCACCUCAAGACAAUCCAACUCAAAUACCAAAGUGGAGAAAGGCAAAUAUUGAAUCCAUCGAUCCGUAUUUUUAUCUAGCUCUCAUUUCCGGGAAUGUGUGCAAGAUUCCCAACUUUGGCUUCGAAUGUGAUCGCUACACGUGUCCACAGGUCCUCACUCUAGAUGUAUUGGGGGCGCAAACGAUUCUUAUCUAUUGCAGAUCCUUCAAAUGGUGCGAUAUGUUAAGGGUCAACAACACCGCAGGGAAUUAUGGUCCUUGCGUGAGUUGGCGUGAAAGUUGUGUCAAGGAUUUCCACUCUCGGUUGGGAGCGAUAAGGAUGGAUACACUAUUAUGCAUUUUUGACGCUCGUACUUGCGAGCACGCAUCCGUCGACGAUAAGAGGAUAUUUUGUAAAUGGAAGGAAUGUGUAUGUCCUCGCCCGGAACCCAGCACUACAAUUGAAGUAGUUCGAGCCCGUUAUAUAAAAUGCCUUGCCGACGCUCGUGAGUGCCUUAACGCCAGAAGCAUUAACAAUACCUCUUCUUGUACUGAUGGCUUGUUGGUGUGUUUCAAGGAUAUCUACGUCCGUUAUUACUGGGAGGCAUGAGCGAACGAGAUGCGUCAAUUGGGCUAUAAGCCUCCGACUGAUAAAGAAAAAAAACCUGUUUUUACGCAAAAAAAACCCUGUUUUUAUGUUUUUGUUGUAAUUCAUUGUAUUUGUAAUACAAUACGAAAGUCUUUAAACAGAUAAAAUUAUAUUAAAUUUGACAAUAAACAUAUUUGACAUA
This is a messenger RNA of Nematostella vectensis (starlet sea anemone), 878 nucleotides long. RefSeq lists its product as uncharacterized. The transcript is spliced from 5 exons. Bases 44 to 697 code for a protein of 217 amino acids. NCBI's taxonomy places the organism in Eukaryota, Metazoa, Cnidaria, Anthozoa, Actiniaria, Edwardsiidae. The record is from RefSeq and is a predicted model, not a curated record.